AUGUUUAGAAAAUUAGUGGAGCGUAUCGUAUGCAGUGACCUUGCUCAAAAUAAAUUGCAUGCCAUAGAAAAUAAUACAUUUUGCGACUUUAAGAAACUAGAAGUAUUGAGCUUAGAUCGUAAUAAUCUAACAACUAUUUAUCCUGAAACUAUAUGUGCUCCAAACUUGCGGGAACUGCAUUUAGAUUAUAAUAAUAUCCAAUUAAUUGCCUCAACAUCAUUCCAGCCAUUGACUGCAAUUAAAUUGAUAAAUUUGGAUUACAAUCCCAUAUUGAAUCUUCCUCCUGAAUUAUUUAAAUCGACGGUUAAGACAACAAUUUUGAGACUACCCUUUAAUAAUAUUUCUAAGAUCGAUGCUACCGCUUUUAAGGACCUAGACAAAGUUGCUAUUCUACGUUUACAAACAAAUAACAUAAAACAUGUUGAUAGGAAAGCUUUUUUCGGACUAAACAAACUAAAAUUGCUACAGCUUAGUGGUAAUCCUAUUGGAAAUUUUCGAGAAUUCAAUUUACCCAAUACGGCAUCGAUGAACUUUUUGGGUUUAUCAAGAUCAUAUCCAUUGAAGCUGGACGAAAAUCGCAACAGAGCAAGUAACCCAGUUAUAAUAGAGACUUUGGAUUUAACCAAUAAUUUCCUAUCGACAAUAAAAAACUUAGACUUUGGAGACUGCAGAACCCUGUAA
Molecule: messenger RNA, 681 nt
Organism: Trichoplax adhaerens
Lineage: Eukaryota; Metazoa; Placozoa; Uniplacotomia; Trichoplacea; Trichoplacidae
Exons: 10
Coding region: 1-681 (226 amino acids)
Cellular component (GO): extracellular matrix
Molecular function (GO): protein binding
Source: RefSeq, a predicted model, not a curated record